Messenger RNA from Tripterygium wilfordii, 1798 nucleotides. Its product is annotated as protein IQ-DOMAIN 14-like. The transcript has 4 exons. NCBI's taxonomy places the organism in Eukaryota, Viridiplantae, Streptophyta, Magnoliopsida, Celastrales, Celastraceae. The record is from RefSeq and is a predicted model, not a curated record. Bases 151 to 1563 code for a protein of 470 amino acids. Gene Ontology annotation, molecular function: protein binding.
UCUCACCCUCCUAUGGUUUGCUUUGCUUAGCUGCUUCCUGUACUCUCUCUCACACGCAGUACAGUACUCUCCUUCUCGACUAUGCUCUCAUCAGCUAGUGACCCACAACUCCAGUUUUCCCUUUCGCCGGUUACGUGCGGACUAUGAGAGAUGGGUUUUCUCCGGCGACUUUUUGGCUACAAGAAGCAGCAGAACCAAGCUUCGGCGGAGUCGAAGGAGAGGAGGAGGUGGAGGUUCACCAGAUCUUCCAACACAACGCCGUCUCAGCCCACUAACAAGCACGCGGCAGUGUCGAGCCUCUAUGAUGACGAUCUGGAUGCCAAUAAGCACGCAAUAGCAGUUGCUGCUGCAACGGCGGCCGUUGCAGAGGCGGCUCUCGCGGCGGCCCAGGCGGCUGCGGAGGUUGUGAGACUCACGAGAAGUAGCGGUGGGGGCCGUGCAGCCUCAUCUGCGGGGCACGUUAUCGGGAGUCAUUGGAGGAGGAAGGAGGAACUGGCGGCGGUCAAGAUACAAUCCGCAUUUCGUGGUUAUCUGGCUAGGAGGGCGCUGAGGGCACUGAAAGCACUUGUGAAGCUUCAAGCCUUAGUAAGAGGCCACAUUGUGAGAAAAAAAACAGCAGACAUGCUUCUGCGCAUGCAAACAUUAGUCAAGGUGCAGGCUCGAGCACGUGCUAGUCGUGCUAAUGUUUCAGAAUCUCUAUAUGUUUCUAACAAGUCCUCUCGCACAAUCUUUAAGGUCCCAUCUAGUCGUGACAAUGAUGAUCAUCGAUUGCAUGCUUGUAUUACUAAAUUUGAUGGCUCAUCAAUCUUGAAGAGAUGCGGAUCAAAUUCAAUCUAUAGGGACUUAAGUAACCUUGAGAAAGCGAGAUCGGAUGCAAAUUGGUUAGAGCAUUGGACGGAGGAAAGCUUAUGGAAUGAGCAUAGAGACACUCAACUGAGAAAUCAACGUAGUGAUGAUGAGAAGUGCGACAAGAUCCUAGAAGUAGAUACUUGGAAACCCCACUUGAAAUCCCAACAAAGUAACAGAAACUUCCACACCUCACACUCAACGUCUAACUAUACCAAUCAGAACUUUAUGACAGUCGACUCUCCAUCAAAAUCAUCAUUGAAAGCGCAAAAUCGAAUCACAAGUUUACAUCCAGGAGAAGCUCUAUCGUUAAACUCCCCGAGGUUCCCCACUGGAAAGGAACAGGCUGCCGUGAGGACUGCUGAGAACAGCCCUCAAAUGUUUUCUGCAUUGUCGAAACCUGGAAGUACUAGUGCUAGAAGAGGCCCUUUCACUCCCACAAGGAGUGAGUGCUCUUGGGGCUUCUUCAAUGGGUACUCAGGCUACCCAAACUACAUGGCAAACACGGAAUCAUCUAGAGCUAAGGUUAGGUCACAAAGUGCUCCGAGGCAAAGGAUCGAGUUUGAGAAACAUGGAUCAACUCAAAGAUCUCUUCAGGGGCUAUGGGAAACAAGCAGUAAUUCAGAAAGGUGUUUCCCUCAACAGACUGAUUGUAGGAACAGAGCUUAUCCAGCAUCUAGUCGCUUAAAUAGACAAGGGAGUUCCAAAAUGAGGUAACACCGUAACAGUAGUUGUUGUUGAGCUAUGGUUUUCUAUUGUUCUCAAUUCCAAGUGUGUGUUAGUGUGCGAGUGUUGUAAUUAUUUGAGCAUAAUUGGUGAACGUCUUGUUUAUAGAAUCGAUGUAGUGUUGCAACUAAAUGACAUUGUUGUUGGAUAUAAAGGGUCCUGUGUAACUAGCGUUCUAACAACUAGAAUUUACAUAUUAUUAUAGUUGAUUUGAUGGCUGAUUUAA